AAAAAAAAAAGUGCAGACUGGGAAAAAAGGCCGAAAUCAUAACGCUUGAUUGGAUCCUCCACAUCAGAUCCAGUGUGGGAACCCCUGAGGCUGGACCCGACCUGCCUUGCCACUUGUGAUCCGGUUCUGUCGGAGUUCUACGUGGCACAUUAUUGAGCAUGUCCUCCUUAUAAAGCUGAAGUGAGCUUUUUUUUUUUUUUUUUUAAUUUUAUUUAUUUUUUUUAAUUUACCUGCCGCGCACAACAAACAGGGUGAGUCUGUCUAUGGCCAUGGCCCACGGCACCAGUAUCCAGUAUGAGCCAGUGGCAGAGAUCGGAGGAGGUGCUUACGGGACGGUUUAUAAGGCCCGAGACAUAGAAAGCGGACAGUUUGUGGCUCUGAAGAGCGUACGUGUCCAGACGGACCAAAACGGCCUCCCGGUCUCCACAGUCAGAGAGGUGGCCCUGUUGAAAAGGCUGGAGCAGUUUGACCACCCAAAUGUGGUCAGGCUUAUGGAUGUAUGUGCAACCCAGAGGUCGGACCAAGAGACUAAAGUCACUCUGGUGUUUGAACAUGUGGACCAAGACCUCAAGACGUACCUGGAGAGAGCCCCGUCUCCAGGAUUACCGCCUGGCCACAUUAAAGAUCUGAUGAGGCAGUUGCUGUGUGGCCUUGCAUUCCUUCACUCUAACCGCGUGAUGCACCGAGACCUGAAACCGGAGAAUAUUCUGGUAACCAGCCAAGGCCAGGUGAAGUUAGCUGACUUUGGACUGGCCAGGAUCUACAGCUGCCACAUGGCCCUCACUCCUGUGGUGGUGACACUGUGGUACCGACCCCCUGAGGUUCUGCUGCAGUCCAGUUACGCCACACCUGUGGACAUCUGGAGCACCGGCUGUAUCUUUGCUGAGAUGUUCAGACGCAAACCUUUGUUUUGUGGAGAGUCAGAAGUGGAUCAGCUUGGGAAAAUCCUUCAAGUUAUUGGCUUGCCACCAGAGGAGGAGUGGCCGACCGACGUUACACUCUCGAGAAAAAACUUCCCCCCUCCUUUACGUCGGCCAAUCACUGACUUUGUUCCAGAGAUAAAUAAGCAGGGGGAGCAACUAUUGCUGAAAAUGCUGACCUUCGACCCCUUCAAGCGAAUAUCUGCCCUGAAAGCCCUAGAACACGAAUAUUUCCGGGACGAGGAGACAUUGACUCAGACAAAAAGCUGUAAUGAUGCAGUGAAACAUGCAGCGAGAGGUAACAGUGUCUAAGUUUAGACCUGGCCUUAACCGUAAAAAAAAAAGGAUUUUAAUUUCAUUCAGUGCAUUGCCUUUUCAAGACAUCUGGGUUAUGCUGUGGGAUAUUUUUUAUUGUCAUCAAAAAGGAUUAAAGCCUGAGAAAUGGAAUAAAAUGAAAAAAACAAAACAAAAAAAAAGAAGAGGAGUGAACUUAAGGAUCACUGGCAUGAUUUCCAACAUGUAAAUGUCACGAUUAAUGAUGUUCACAUGUCAUGUCUGCAAGGACAGUACCAGUGUUUUUGAUGUUUGCUUUCUGUAUCAGUCUCGUCAGCAGGGACUGGUAAACAGAUACAGCUGUCGUCUCCUCUGAAAUGUUGCCCUCGUUAUUUUUUUUUUAUUUUUUUUUGUACAGUGUUUAGACAGAAGGAAAAGGGAGAUGUCGUCUUUUCGCGUUACAGGCUGAACAAUGUCUGACAGAAGUGACACCUCAGGGUUAGAACAGCCAGUUGUCAGUGAUUUUUACUGUAUUUGUAUUAUUUAUCCUACAAAAGAAAACACCACGAGCCUGUGACGGGCAAUAAGCUGUAUGAAAAAUCACGAAGAAGAGAAAGAAUAGUCCAAAAUAGAAAAGACGCACAUGACAAAAAUACUGGUAUUGCCCUUAAAUACUCUCAUAAAGUAAACGAGAUAGUUUCUUCAGAGGACUGAAGGGUUGGACUUUUCAUGUUUAAUUUUUUUUUUUUUGCUAAAACUGAUUGAAAACAACCAGGACUGCAACUACAAAUGAAUAAAAACAAAUAUUUUAAUCACAUUCAGACUUUCACUUGUGUAUUAUGUGAUCCUCUGGAAAAAAAAAAAAACCCUGAAAUGUUUUGUGUAAAAUGCAAAGAACUAUAUUAAAUAUUAACAGUAGCCUCAUUAUACUGCUUUUGUUCUCUAACUUUGAAUAAACAGUGAACGAAUGUGGCUCUGAA
Messenger RNA from Larimichthys crocea (large yellow croaker), 2173 nucleotides. RefSeq names its product cyclin dependent kinase 4 (gene cdk4). Gene Ontology annotation, cellular component: cytoplasm; cyclin-dependent protein kinase holoenzyme complex; nucleus. The transcript is spliced from 8 exons. Bases 264 to 1232 code for a protein of 322 amino acids. Gene Ontology annotation, biological process: G1/S transition of mitotic cell cycle; protein phosphorylation; regulation of gene expression. Gene Ontology annotation, molecular function: cyclin binding; cyclin-dependent protein serine/threonine kinase activity; ATP binding. The record is from RefSeq and is a predicted model, not a curated record. NCBI's taxonomy places the organism in Eukaryota, Metazoa, Chordata, Actinopteri, Sciaenidae.